Messenger RNA from Akanthomyces muscarius, 1485 nucleotides. RefSeq lists its product as uncharacterized. NCBI's taxonomy places the organism in Eukaryota, Fungi, Ascomycota, Sordariomycetes, Hypocreales, Cordycipitaceae. The transcript has 4 exons. Gene Ontology annotation, molecular function: protein binding; protein-lysine N-methyltransferase activity. The coding region runs from base 1 to 1485 and encodes 494 amino acids. Gene Ontology annotation, biological process: peptidyl-lysine monomethylation. The record is from RefSeq and is a predicted model, not a curated record. Gene Ontology annotation, cellular component: nucleus.
AUGGCUGCCGCUCCCCAAUUGCCAAUCGAGUCCCUCCCGGCUUGGGCCACCCUACAAGAUGUGAGGCUCCAACAGGUUGCCAUGCGCCGCAUCGAGGGCAAAGGAUAUGGACUCGUUGCGGAGAUCGAACUGAAUGCUUCGAAAAAAUUGAACGAAGCUCUCGAAAUUAUAAGGAUCCCUGCCGAGCUCGUACUAUCAAGAGAGGCUGUUGAAGAGUAUGUCAAGGUGGACCAACACUUCAAACAACUCAUAGAUACCGUUGGCAGAAAGUCCGCUCGACUCGACAUUAUGCUCUAUUUACUGGUACACAUCGUCUCAGGAAGACAUGUUGGGGACAAAACCAAGCGUUGUGUAUCAACUCCAUGGAGCGAAUAUAUCAAAUUUCUACCAAAAGAUAUUCCCGUGCCUACAUUAUGGUCAGAGCCUCAUCAGAUGCUUUUGCGAGGAACUUCAUUGGAGGACGCACUGGAUGCGAAGGUCACUGCGCUACAAAGUGAGUUUGACAAGCUACGGGACGCCUCGACAACCCUACCAUUUUGGAAUAGACUAUUCUGGGAGGAGGAUGGCGCCGCAUUCCCCGACUGGCUUCUCGCAGAUGCUUGGUACAGAUCUAGAUGUCUGGAGCUUCCCCAAGCAAGCCACGCUAUGGUCCCCGCGCUCGACAUGGUGAACCACUCUGCUGCCGGCGCAACGGCCUACUACGAAGAGGAGACGAGCGGGGACGUGUCGCUUCGGAUCAGGCCGGGUGCCAGCGUCGCUGCCGGGGACGAAAUCAACAUCUCGUACGGGGACAGCAAGGCGGCGGCCGAGAUGCUCUUCAGCUACGGCUUCAUCGACCCGGAUGGCAAGACGCGACAGCUGACGCUGCACCUCGAGAGCUUUCCAGACGACCCGCUCGGCCUGGCGAAGCGGCGUGUUUUUGGUGGCGCCCCCGUUGUCACGCUCCGCCAGACCGAGGGCGGCAGCGGAGGCGGCGACAGACUGUGGGACAGUGGCUUCGUGCACCUCAUGUGCCUCAACGAGGAGGACGGGCUCGAGUUUCGCAUCCUGCAGGACGAUGCGGGCGACAGGCAGCUGAGGGUCUUCUGGCAGGACGAAGAUGUCACGGAGCGAGCGGGAGACUUUGAGACACUACUGAAAGAUCACCCGCUGCAAGCACUCUUCCAGCUCCGGGCCGUGUCGGUGGUCCAGGAACGGGCGGCGAGCCAGCUGCAGAAGCUGGCAGCCGCGCCGAGUAGUGAGCAGCUGGAACCCUUGAUUGCGGCAGACAUCAUCGACCAGAAUCAUGUAGACCUGGUCUCGACCCUCAAGGAUAUCGAGCGUUCUGUGCUCGAAGCCGUUGUGGCGGAACUAGAAAAAGAGAAAUCCCGACUAGUUGAACACGAAACUGUUGUGGCGUAUUUCGGGUCGAUGGAAGAUGACCAAAACGAGUUAGCACAAGACGAUACAACCGCGCCAGCCAAUGACGACGUCGACUUUAGCUAG